Symbiodinium sp. CCMP2456 is the source of this 1005-nucleotide messenger RNA. The record is from the annotation of a GenBank genome assembly. Lineage: Eukaryota; Dinophyceae; Suessiales; Symbiodiniaceae.
AUGCUGCUCGCAAAUUCAGCAAACGUCUCGUCAUGCUUGUCGUCACUCCUUACGCUGACGUGGUACCAUGCCCUGGCCGUUCUCCUGGUACUGGUGGCCGUGUUGGCAAGUCACCUGCAAAGACGUCGCGACGAGGCCGGCGAUGGCAGAGCUGAUGCCCUCACGGCCAUGGAAGAGGGGCAGGCUGAUGCUGCAUUGCAGGAGGUGGAAUGCUACCCAGCGUUGCCAACGGCGCAGGUGGCUGUAGGGCCGCCACCUGGCCUGUCGCUGCCGCAGGAACCAGUUGCCCAGCUGCCGGAGGUGCAGCCGGGCCUUCCAGUGCUGCUAGGCGCUCCAGCGGCUUUCCCCCUGCCACCUGGCCUUGCGGAGGCGGGUUUGGACCUGCCGCUUGCCCGUUGUGCGCACGAGCCAGAUAUUGAGGCGCCGGCCAGCCCUUCGCCUCUGCCACAGGUGGAGCUGGGGGUUCCUCCGGGCCUAUUUGUGCCGGCGGCCUUCGGUCCGCCACCUGGCCUCACAGAGGUGUGUCUGGGGCCGCCGCCUGGCUUGUGCCGGCCGCAGCAGGAAGCUUGCGAGGCUGAGCCACCGCAAGGCCCCGAGGACGUAUGGCAGCCAACGUCGCCAAUCAUCCGGCAUCCAGGAGAGUCCACGUUACCCAUCAAGCUCCAUCACGAAGAGGACUGGAACUUCGUGGAGCGCGAGGGCUAUGGCGCCUGGAAGGGCAUCACCCUUCAGGCCAAGGAUUUGUUUGAUUGGAGAAGGCCAUCAAUGUUGACGGCCGGCUUUGUCGCGUUCCACGACUUUCAUUGGGCGAGCAGGGAAGAAGGCUGGAACGUACCAACAGCUUCGUUUCCCCCAUCUACAUACACCUCUUGGGAAAAGUGCAGGCGGGGAGGGUGUCUCCAUGAGGGAUUCGCCCGCGGAUUCUUCGCCGGCCUCGUCAGAUUCGUCAGGAACGUCCCCAGCUCAGAUCCCGAAAGUGAAGCAACGCAGAGUAGAUUGGAAUAA